Molecule: messenger RNA, 2795 nt
Organism: Magnolia sinica
Lineage: Eukaryota; Viridiplantae; Streptophyta; Magnoliopsida; Magnoliales; Magnoliaceae
Exons: 5
Coding region: 56-1033 (325 amino acids)
Source: RefSeq, a predicted model, not a curated record
GAGGGCUUUUAAGAACGACUGAGGGGUGGCGUGUGAGGAAGGAAAGGAGAAUCCGAUGGCAGGAAAUUUCAGAGAUCUUAGGCUUCGAUGUCGAUUUCUUUUCCACCCUCCAUCUCUCUCUCCAUUUCUUUCAAUGGGUUUCUGCGAUUUCCAACCGCAGAAGAGAUGUCUGGAAACUCUAGCAUAUGAAGAGAUUCGAGCAUCCGAGAAAGAAGAAGAAAACGUACCUUCCCAGUCAACUGCUUUAGUCCUUCAUGGGCUCUUAGGAUCUGCCAGGAAUUGGAGAUCUUUCUCCCGAAGUCUUCUUUCGAAGAUCGCAGACUCUUCCUCUUCGACUGAGUGGAAGAUGGUUCUUGUGGACUUGCGGAACCAUGGGAGAUCAGCUGAAAUUGAAGGGUUAGAUCCUCCGCAUGACAUGGUGAAUGCUGCAAGAGAUUUGGCCAAUCUAGUGAAAUUUCGAGGUUGGUCUUGGCCAGAUGUUGUAAUAGGUCAUUCAAUGGGCGGAAAAGUUGCAUUGCAAUUUGCGGAGAGCUGUGCUCGAGGAGAUUAUGGAGAAUCUGCUGCCUUGCCAAAACAGCUAUGGGUUUUGGAUUCUGUUGUUGGAGAAGUGAACCCUGAUGACAGUGAUGGUGAAGUGGAAAAGGUCUUGAAGACCCUGCAAAGUUUACCUUCUUCACUUCCGUCCAGAAAGUGGCUUGUGGACCACAUGAUGGAGCUAGGUUUUUCCAAAUCACUGUCUGAAUGGAUUGGGAGUAACCUAAAGAAGUCAGAUGGGCAUCUGACGUGGGCAUUCAAUCUUCAAGGGGCUGUUGAAAUGUUCGACUCUUACAGUGAUUUAUUUCGUAUCCAUACCUUCCUCGCCACCAACCGAUCCCGCAGAGAAUGUAUGCACCCGAAACAGCACUUUGUUGAGUCAUUUCAUCAAACACUUGGUGAGCAGUGUCAAUAUCAAAAUAACCGAGUCACCAAACUGAUUCGAUCUAAGUUGAGGUUUGAUCCGAGUCGAUUCGAGCUCAGACAAGCUCGUACUUGACUCAAAAUUUUUUCGAGCUCCAAAGACCAGCUCGGCUUGGCUAGAACUCAGUUUCGAACUGAGUCGAAUCGAGCUUUUUCGAGUUGAAUCGAGCGAGUUAACCGAGCUAACUUGGUUCAUGUACAACUCUAACUGUGAUGCUUGAUUCACACUUAGAAAUUACCUAAAAAUUGCACACUUGGCAUACAAGUCAUUCAAGUUAAAUUGUCUCAUAGUUUAGAUGCAUCAUAACCCAAAAGUUAUGUUUAUUUUAUCAUUUGACUAUGAGAUUGGUGGACAAAUAUUGGACUGUUAAGAAUGAAAAAAUCCAAUGCCAAUGGCCCUCUUUUCAAGAAACAAGUGUCCAUGGAUCAAAGUUCAAACAAUCUGAUUUUGAGAAUGUGCUUAGCAAGAGUUUAUUCCACAAUUUAAUGAGUUUAAUUUGAGUUAAUAUAAUGUGGGGGCAUUUUCACACCGGACUCGAGUGGGGUGGCCCGUGGGAUGCGGGGGCACACUCGGGGUGGGCGGCCUGCAGAACCCAUGGAUUUGCGGCUCGUGUGAGGCGGGUGGCUCAUGUGAGAUGAAACCCAUGGAUUUGGGGCCCACGAGGAGGGUUCGACCGAGGACCUAACACAUGGAUUUGGGGCCUGGGUUAUGAGAUAAAGGGAUUAAUUCGCAAUGCUUUAUCAGUUCGAGCUUUUAGAGCAAGUGGUUAAUUGUCCUGCAUCAAAUUGAUAUCAGAGCGGGAGGUCAUGUGUUCGAGACUCCUCAUCGGGGUGAUUAAUGCGGGGGCAUUUUCACAUUGGACUCGAGUGGGGUGGCCCAUGGGAUGCAAGGGCACACUCGUGGUAGGCGGCCCGUAGAACCCAUGGAUUUGGGGCCUGUGUGAGGUGGAACCUAUGGAUUUGGGGUCCACGAGGAGGGUUUGGCUGAUGACAUAACCCAUGGAUUUUGGGCCUGGGCUAUGAGAUAAAUGGAUUAAUUCGCCAUGCUCUAUCAAUUCGAGCUUUUAGAGCAAGUAGUUAAUUGUCCUGUAUCAUAAUAUAUGCCAUGUGUACAAUUUAGUGAGUUUAAAUUUUUGGGUUUUUCAAGGAGAGUAUGCCUACCUUGUUAUGUGAAUAUGAAUUGCUGCUAUUGCAUGUAUCGAUGAUACUAGGGAUUUUUACAAAGGAUGUGGGACAAAAUUUAGCUAUAUACCAUCGAUACCGCGAUAGUAUGCAAUAUCAACGAUACAUUGAUUGGUACAGUAGAAUUUUUCCAUUCCACCUAGAUUUGAUACUUGAUAAUAUUGGCCAAUAGUAUCAAUAUUCCAAACACUUUUGGGGCCCACCACAGAAAAGGUCUAGAUCACUGAACCACGGAGGUCUGCCCACCAUGGUCUGAUCACCUAACCAUGGACAUCACCGGUACAAACUGAACCAAAGGGGUACCAUGCAUACCCUCAUAUCUUGGUUCAUAUAAUACAGCUGCUGGAAUUAGGGGUCAACUGGUCAUUACUGCAAAAAUAUAAGACAAUCUAUGACGUACCACAUUCAUUACAUCCACAUCAGAUUUUCUGUUGUGGGCAUGCAGAAGUCUAAGGUAAGAAAAUGUGAAUAAAGCGUUAACCUUUUUCUCUCCAGAGAAACUUAGUGGUUUCAUUGCUAUAUGACAGAGGGAAAUCUGACAUGCUGUAAUGUUAGCAGUUCUCUUAUCAUGUAUACCUUCCUGUGACGUCAAAACCUCCCCUUUUCCCUUGCAAAUAACAGAAUUACUUGUCUUUGUUUUGCUUCUUCUGUUGCUG